AGAGCACCGAAGCACACACUCACAAUCUUGGCUUCUGGCGCGCAGAAAGAGGGAUACAGAGAAAGAUCUCAAUCGCUAGGCAGCCGUUGCUUGGUUGCCGUAGCUGCCUGCUUCGUCCUGACUCGCGUGUGCAGAUGCUCUCAUUUCUCUUCCCGGCGUUUGCUCGUCUCUGCUCCGACCUUCGAAUCUCGCCCUGCACUUAUUCCCUCACCUGUCUCUGCAGCCUAGCUUUGCUUCUAGCUAGCGCGCAGACAGCCAGCAAGUGAGCGAGCUGAGAGAGAGAGGAAGGUGCUUUCUUUCCGUGCAACUGCACCCUGCUCGGAUGCUGCUUUGAAGACUUGCCCAGGUCUCAAACCACUCAAACCUUGUCCCUUGCUCGCAAACCCUUGCGGCAUUUUGAUCACCCUGUUCCGCUUGCUUCUCGGGCACCGCGCGCGCAACUCCUGCUCUGUUCUCUUCUGUUCACUGUUCUCUCUCUCUCUCUCUCUUCUCGCAGGCAGGCCGGCAGGCAGCCUUUCCUUGCCGGUCGCCAUCUGCAUUUAUAUUUCCCCUCCCUGGUCUCCUGCCUGCCUCUGUGCCGUGCCCGUGACUCCUGAGGUUUCUUUCUUUGCUGAGCUGAGGAGAGGGGAGCUCGGAGGAAGGCGGCGAUCAUGGCGUGGAGCGGCCGGCUCGGAGAGGAAGGGGACAGCGGUCUUGAGCUCAGCCUUGGCCUCCCGGCCUACUUCACCAAGCCCUCAGGUUUCGCCGGCGGCGAGGAGCCUAGUGACACUUCUGCUUUCGAUCUGCAAGCGGCCAAAGGAAGCAAUGGCUCCAAGGCAAGGCCAGCAGCUGCUCCGGUGGUAGGGUGGCCGCCAGUGCGUUCGUUCCGGCGGAACCUCGCCUUCUCCAGAACGCCGCCUCAGUCGUCCUCGGCUCAUCAGAACAGCGGAGGCAAAGACGACGGCGCGAAGGCCGGCGCCGAGCGCGGCUUGUUCGUGAAGAUCAACAUGGACGGCGUGCCGAUCGGGAGGAAGGUCGACCUCAGGGCCUACGGCGACUACGGCGAGCUCACCGCCGCCGUCGGCAAGCUCUUCCGCGGCCUGCUCGCCGCUCAGAGGGAUCCAGCCCCGGCCGCGGCAAGCCGACUCUGCGGUGACGAGGAAGAGGAUCCCGUGAUCGGCGGCGGCGGCGAGUACAUGCUGGUGUACGAGGACGAGGAGGGCGACAGGGUGCUGGUCGGCGAUGUCCCGUGGGAGAUGUUCGUGGCAACGGCGAAGAGGCUACGCGUGCUCAAGAGCUCCGACCUGCCGGCGUCGUCGUUGAGAAAAGGGGGCAGGAAGAGGGCUGCAGCUGACUGCUGAACCCUGCCCUGCUCCCACGCAUCGAUCAUCAGCUUGUAAAAAUUCCCAAGCUGAGGAGUGGCGCAAAGCUUGGGCCUGGCUUUUUCUGAUGUCUUUCUGUCACGCUGCUAAUACUUAGUAGUAUGAGAACAAGUCAUGAUGGUAUUAGAAUCAUGUAAUGAACAAUAUUACUGCUGCUAGUAUUCGCAACAGUACUAAUAUUAGUGGUAGGUGUUAAUGAAUCUAUGGCCGGUGUUGCC
Messenger RNA from Phragmites australis (common reed), 1579 nucleotides. RefSeq names its product auxin-responsive protein IAA16-like. Gene Ontology annotation, molecular function: protein binding. The record is from RefSeq and is a predicted model, not a curated record. Gene Ontology annotation, biological process: regulation of DNA-templated transcription. Gene Ontology annotation, cellular component: nucleus. The coding region runs from base 651 to 1340 and encodes 229 amino acids. The transcript has 6 exons. Lineage: Eukaryota; Viridiplantae; Streptophyta; Magnoliopsida; Poales; Poaceae.